UAAAAAUUGUAGGUAAUAUGAAAAUGAAGGUUUAUAAAUUUAAUUGCGUCCGUAAAAUAUUUUUUCUAACACUGUAAUUCCUAACAAUGUAUUUCUUAAUAAAAUAUCCAAUGUUAUUAAAUGAUGUAGUAAUUGUGGUACGAAACGUACGCAAAUAUGGCGAAGUUAUUCAUUCUUGUCAUUUUACUCUAAUGCUCGUUUUGUGGUGAUAAAACUGUAAUUAUAUUAUUUAAAAAUGUCUGACACUGGACUACGUAUGAAUUUUGCUGCUUUAAAGAGGGCAGAUCCAUACGCCAGAGAAAUAAUUGACAGUGCUACCCACGUUGCACUUUAUACAUUCGAAGAAAAUGAAUGGGAGAAAACCAAUAUCGAGGGUGCUUUGUUUGUGUACAGUAGAAAUGGAGAACCAUAUCACAGCUUAGUGAUUAUGAAUAGAUUGAGUACGAAUAAUCUUAUUGAACCUGUGUCUAAGGGAAUAGAAUUGCAAUUGAAAGAGCCGUUUCUGUUAUAUAGAAACGCAAAGUGUCGAAUUUACGGCAUAUGGUUUUACGAUAAAGAAGAGUGUGUCCGAGUUGCUACUAAAUUAAAUUCACUUGUUAAAGAAUCAAUGAAACAGCCGCCUUCCGACAAUAUGCCUCAAAGCACCGUCUACACUUCAUCUACGCAGUCGAACGCGCCCGUUGAUAUUUUUAGCAUGUUGAGCAAGGCCCAAGAUGACUUCAAUUCUAACAAGGGCAUCGUGGCGAGCAAGUGUGAAACGACGCCUUCGCGAGCACCAGACAUGACAUCGCAAAGUGUCAUGGACUUCUUUGCAAAAGCUGGUAGCGGUGCCGCCGCGCAGAUGCCGGCUGUAUCUUCGCUGCCGUCGCCUGGUAUUUUCGGUCCCCGUCCUUCUGAUUCGCGGGAGGGUCCACUGUUGCUGCAGAGGCUCAUGAGCAAUCCCGCGCAUUCUGUGGAACAUAUAGAGAAACAACAACGAUCUGUGACACCACAGGAGGCUCAGAGUUCCAAUGGAAAUAUAUCAUUAGACUCAUCCAUGCGACAAAACAGUGGUUUUCCAAUGAAAUCUACCCCUGUUGAGAAGCAAAGGUUACCUCCAAUGCAAAAAGGUCAGCUGGAGUCUAUUGACUCAAAUGGGUCCAAUUCAUUGGAAAUUGACUUGAACAUGAUGCGUAUAUCAUCACCGAAGCCUACCUCCCCGUUGGCAACAUAUUUGAAUCAAUCCCAAGAUGUUAGUCACACGCAGAAGCCAGCCCUAAUGCCACCUACAAUGUUUACGGCUAGUACCGGUAGCGACAUCCAGCCCACCCCGGAACCGCUGACUAGGAAUCAACUGCUGCAAGCUUUUAACUACUUACUAAAACAUGACGCAGACUUUGUGAACAAAUUACACGAGGCUUACGUUAAAUCCUUCUCAGAAAAGGCUUACUCAGUGUCAUAAAUUUCUUUUUGGACGAGUUGCUGUUGUUGCAGUCACUAUCUAUGUACAGUUGUAUUAAAGUAUAAAUCUACUAAAAUGUUGUGUAGACCCUAUAGUUUUGUAAUACCCAGUUGUUUGAACAGAGUAUUUUUAAAUAAGUUUUAAACCUUUGACUGUGUUUAAUCUGUAUACAGAAAGAAUUUUAGUGAUUAUCCAUUAGUGGACUGUUAAUGAGUAUUUUACGAUUCCUUGAGCAGUUGUUUGUGAUAUUACUAUUGGCUACAGCUUAAGGCUCAAACUUGAAAUCUGAUUUCCUUCUAAGGACUUGUUUCUUUAUUAAGUUUUAGUUUUAUUACACAUGAAGUUCAUUGCAACAUAAUUUAAUGUAUUAAACGUGAUUUAAAUUACAUUUUCUUUUAAAUAACUGUAUCUCAUAGAGAUAUAGACAAUGCUUCGUAGAUGUAAAAAUAUUAUUUAUAUGCAAUGAACUUUAGUAUAUAAUGGACAUUUAUCAAAACAGUUUGUAAUAUUAUAAGGACUGCAAAUAUUUGCUAUUUUUUACAAGAACUGUAAUUUCUUUUUCAUCACACCUUAGUAGUUUAUGUACUGAUUUUUUAGUUUUAUUGUACAUUUAAAAGUUUUAAUUUGUGUCAAAUUUGUCAGUUAGUUUUUGAAUAUAAGGUUCUUGUUUUUUUUUUUAUAUAUAUAUAUGUAUCGACUUGUAAUAUUUAAAUUUUAGUAUGUGUAUUUGUAUUAAUCUUAUGGAUUGAGAACGGCUUUAAUAUUCAUUAGGUAGAAGACACAAUCGAAUUGUAAUGUUUAUUCUUUUUCACUUGUAAAAUUAAACUUUUACUCUUAAGGGAGAAAAUCUUUUCUAAGUUAUAUUUCUCCUAAGAAUAAAUUUUCUAUAAAGGCAUAGUAUUACAUACACUUUCAUAGAAAAUGUAUGGAAAUGUGAUCUAUGUUUGUAGGGAUUUACACAACUUAUCAAAAGUAUAGAUUUAUAGAUUUCAUUUUGAAUAUUAAAAUGACACCUAUAUUUGGAUUCGAAAUAUUUGAAUAAGUUAUCUUGGCCUCAAGUAUGUAUUCAUUGGUCGUUAAAUUAUAAAUAAAUAAUGACAAGGCUAAAAUACUAUUUAUUGUUUCAAUAUUGGAAAGAUGAAUAUAAAUUAAAAAAAAUAGGGAGAGCUGAUAACAAGAAAAUCAUUAGGCCUAGAGACACAUAAAUUUUUAAGUUUGGAUAUAUUUGUAAAGGUAAUCUCGAAUGCUCCCUGGCGUGAUUGUAAUCAAAUGUAAAUUAACAUCGAAAAUAUAUCUGGAAAUUGCACCUUUUGGACAACUCAAUUAAAUACAUAAAAAAUAGUCUCAAAUUAAAGGGUUCAAUUUA
Molecule: messenger RNA, 2807 nt
Organism: Galleria mellonella (greater wax moth)
Lineage: Eukaryota; Metazoa; Arthropoda; Insecta; Lepidoptera; Pyralidae
Gene: DCP1
Product: mRNA-decapping enzyme 1B
Exons: 2
Coding region: 236-1441 (401 amino acids)
Biological process (GO): deadenylation-dependent decapping of nuclear-transcribed mRNA; positive regulation of catalytic activity; deadenylation-independent decapping of nuclear-transcribed mRNA
Cellular component (GO): P-body
Molecular function (GO): mRNA binding; enzyme activator activity
Source: RefSeq, a predicted model, not a curated record